Diaporthe amygdali is the source of this 2478-nucleotide messenger RNA. RefSeq lists its product as uncharacterized. Gene Ontology annotation, cellular component: nucleus. The record is from RefSeq and is a predicted model, not a curated record. The transcript is spliced from 4 exons. Gene Ontology annotation, molecular function: zinc ion binding; DNA-binding transcription factor activity, RNA polymerase II-specific. Lineage: Eukaryota; Fungi; Ascomycota; Sordariomycetes; Diaporthales; Diaporthaceae. Bases 1 to 2478 code for a protein of 825 amino acids.
AUGGACAAAGAGGUGCCUGAGGAGCCCUCCGCUCCCAAGGUGGAGGCUGUACCCGAGGACAUCCAACAGGAAGAGCCCGAACAGCCUCAUCCAUCACAACCGCUCCAGCAAUACCCAUCUCCUCGCGUCGAAGACUCUGAUGCUUCCUUCUUUCAAGGCGAUCGGCAGCUCGACGACCCGCCAGAUCAGCAGCAUGUAGAGCCACCAACACCGCCUCAGCGGGCUUCUCGCCCAGAUGUGAAUGCUGAGGAUCUUCAGCUGGGUGGCCCAGGCGAGGACCAGAUCCAGCAACUGCAGCUUGCUGCCCAGAUGUCCCAGGCCAUCUCUGGCGUGGUCGGCACCUCGAAUCCGGAGGAGGAUGAUUUUGAUCCCCAAGAACCCAACCUGCAGAGCCUCCAACAGCUUCAGGAUACGCCGGACGCCCACAUGCAGGGCCAAGAGCAUGUGCUGCCUGAGCUCCCCGAAAAUAUCCAGCCCAGCAUACAACAGGAUUUACAGCAGAGUCUCCAGCAUGUCAUGCCCCACCCAGAGGCUCAACAGGAACCUCAGCUGUCUCAACAUGGGCAGCACCCAUCCCAUGCACACCAUGCCCAGUACAUGGACCACCAACAACAACCACCUCACCUCGGUCCGCCUGUUCCCAUGGGGCUGGGCCAAGCCCAAUACGGUGUCGGCGACGUACCUCCCCGCAAGAGAUCAAAGGUCAGCAGGGCCUGCGAUGAGUGUCGGAGAAAGAAGGUGAAAUGCGACGCUGCCUCAGAGACAGAGCUUGCCGAUCGUAUCCACUCCAUCGAGGGCAAGCUGGGAGGACAGGCGGCGGCAGACGCUCUAGCCGGAGAGCUGGCUGCAUUACCGAGGCGUGAUCUCGCGGACAGCUAUGCUGCUGCUGCUGCUUCCGCACAGGUAGAGGAGUCUCGCAAGCGUCCGUACGCUCAUAUCUCUUCCGAAAACUUCUCUACUCCUUCCCCACUAAGGCAGUCUGGGCCGCCGUCGGAAUCCCGCCCUGCCUUUUCUCAACAAGCAUCCUACUCUGCCAACAACCUUGGUCUCAAGCCCCUUCUGCCAAGGGAGAGUACUAGCACGACACCACCACAACCUCCCAACAUAGAACCCCUUCAAGAAGAGGAACCGCAGCCUCCGCAGCCUGACCAUCUCCUCCCCGGGGUCGAGGAUGAUGCUUUCAAUGCCUAUCUGGGCAUCGUGCACCACGUCCUGCCCUUCCUGCCCAGUUCCAAAGACACCCUCAAUUCGCAUCUGGCACAUUGCAGCCCUACACUGCGCAGCGCGUUCAUCGAGGCCCUCAACUCUGCCAUUGGAUCAUUCGCCGUGCGCAAUGUACAGGGCAGUCUAGCAAAUGCCAACCGACUUCUCGCCGACUUCGAAGUUGAAGGUGGGAGGAAGUCUCAAAUAUCUGGCCUGAUUCACUUGCAGUGUCUGAUUCUGAUGAUCAUCAACACCGACAACGCUGGCCCACCCUCACUCGUCGGAGAGCAUGGAGGACCAGCCAAGGCCUCCCUGCUUGGCCGAGCCGCUGGUGUGGCCUACGCUAUGUCAGUCCCACAAGAGGCUACCGCACUAGAUGGUGUCUCCAAUGUAGAAUCAGACCAGUGCAUACGGAUCCGGGCGUGGUGGACACUGGUCAUACUAGAUCGAUGGAAUGCCCUUUCCACGGCAACCCCCUUGAUAAUCUCCGGCGAUACGAUAGUCUUGCCAUCGAACCUCAAGCCGAUCGUGGGCGAGGCCAACUUUCGCUUCACCUUGCUGUCGUACAUCAUGGGACACUGGGUGCCCGCGUCAGUGCUUGCGCCCACGAACUCCACCCCGGGAGCUGCAGCUAGGGCCGCAGCUACCUUCCACCUGAACAUGGAGAUGUGGCGUGCCCAUUUCCCCGGGGAUAUUCAUCCGGACGUGGAACCUGUGCUGCAUCUCGCAUACUGGCAUUGUCGAUUGCUUGCGUUCUUGUUUACGCCCUCCUCGUUACUGACAGAUGUUCUGUGGGCCGUGAAAGAGUCCGUCGGGCUUCUGACUACACACUCUCAGAUGAUCAGUCCAUUGAACCAUCACUUCACAUCUUUGGUCGCAUUAUGUCUACUCGAGCUAGCGAACCUCAAGGAUUCAGAGGACGAGGCUAAGGAGCUAUUAAAUCAGCUUUUGGAGGCUAAUAUUGCUCCAUCGAGUUGGGAUGGGCCGAUUCGCAACAGAAUUCGAGACACCAUGCGCCCUCCUGGCAAUGACGCCACUGAAGCCGCUGCUAGUCAAAGCCUACAGCAUCUCGCCGACCUGGCCGCUGCGGAGGUGGCGCCGGCUGGUGUCAGUAACGGCGCACCUGCGGCCAUCGCGCCGAUGGAGCCGAUCCACGGGGAUAUCGAAGAAGUGCUGAAAUUCCGCACCAGCGACACGUACGAAGACCUCGGUUUCGAUCCACGACAAAUGUUGUGUGGCGGUUAUCUUAACGCCAUCGCCCAGUACUCCUCUUAA